UCUCAAUCCACAUCGAUUUCCAAUACGGAACCCUAGAAAACCAGAGAUAUCUUCAUCUCAGUCCAGCGAUGUCCGGCCGCGGGAAGGGAGGGAAAGGGUUGGGAAAGGGCGGAGCCAAGCGUCACCGGAAGGUGCUGAGGGACAACAUUCAGGGAAUCACCAAGCCGGCGAUCCGGAGGCUGGCGAGGAGGGGCGGCGUGAAGAGGAUCAGCGGCCUGAUCUACGAGGAAACCAGAGGUGUCCUCAAGAUCUUCCUCGAGAAUGUGAUUCGUGAUGCGGUGACUUACACAGAGCACGCUCGGAGGAAGACUGUGACCGCCAUGGAUGUGGUCUAUGCUCUGAAGAGGCAAGGCAGGACUCUGUACGGAUUUGGAGGUUGAUCCGUUGUUGUAUUCCAGUUUAGCGUUUCUUUGUUUCUGUUUUUCAGAUCUGAAACUUCUCUGUUAAUUCCGAUGCUGGUUUAAUCACGGAUGACUUUUGUUGCUGAAUCUUAAUGAUACUUUAUUUCGUUUUCCUUCGUGGAUCUGUAGUGUUACGCUUUGUAUCUUCGGAUUCUCAAUUGAUCUUCAUCUUCUUAAAAUUAACAUCUGAGUAUUUGCUUAUCAGGCUUUAAAAAAUUUGCAGUUGAAUU
Messenger RNA from Cuscuta campestris, 631 nucleotides. The record is from the annotation of a GenBank genome assembly. NCBI's taxonomy places the organism in Eukaryota, Viridiplantae, Streptophyta, Magnoliopsida, Solanales, Convolvulaceae.